AUGUUUGAAAACUUGAAAGCUUUCAUUAGACAUGGAAAGCAAGCCAAUGAUUUCAAAAAGAAAACGGCUUCUCCAUAUGAACAGCAACAACCACAGCAAACUUUGACGGCUGAAAACCCAUUCGGUUCAGAUUAUCAACUCAUUGAUUCCUCCGACAUAUCAGGUAAACAAUAUCAGCAACACCAGGCUCCACACCAAACUCACCAAUCACACGGAGAUGAACAAAAUCCUCGUUGUGGCCCUGAAUUUGUUGAUCACAAUAGUCGCAACGAUGGCAAAAGUGUCUACGCCGACGCAGAGACAAACCUCUCUGAUAUUACAUUAAACGACCCUGUGCAACAGCAACAACAGCAACAACACCAACACCAACACCAACAACACCAACAACACCAAGAGUAUAACAAAGUGGCAACGCAAAUUGUUGAAGAAGAACGUUUACAAAAAUCCAAAUUUAAAAAAUACCCGAAUUUGGACAAGUACGAAGUAAUGGAGCAAAUGGGCGAAGGUGCAUUUUCCGUAGUAUACAAGGCUGUACAUAAAGCAACUGGUAAAGAAGUUGCCAUCAAGAUAUUACGUAAAUUUCAAAUGGAUCAACAGCAAAAGCAAGCGGUUUUAAAAGAAGUUACGAUAAUGAGGCAGUUGAAAAACCCAUAUAUAGUAAGAUUCAUUGAGUUUAUUGACUCUCCAGUUUACUACUAUAUUGUGCAAGAGUUGGUGUCAGGAGGUGAGAUAUUCACAAUGAUUGUGAAGUACACUUAUUUAUCCGAAGACUUGUCUCGAUGGAUUAUUACUCAAGUUGCACAUGCUAUUAGAUACUUGCAUGAGGAAGUUGGAAUUGUGCAUCGUGAUAUUAAGCCCGAAAACUUGUUAUUUGAACCAAUAGAACUCAAACCUAGUGCUGACCCAACUGCCAAAUUGAGAAAAAGCGAUGAUCCAAAUACAAAAAAGGAUGAAGGCGAGUUCAUUGAUGGUGUUGGAGGAGGUGGUAUUGGAGUUGUUAAGUUGGCUGAUUUUGGUUUAUCCAAACAGAUAUGGGAACACAAUACAAAGACACCUUGUGGUACGGUAGGUUAUACUGCACCGGAAAUAGUUCGAGACGAACGUUAUUCUCGCGAAGUGGAUAUGUGGGCGAUGGGAUGUGUGCUUUACACUUUAUUAUGUGGAUUUCCACCCUUUUACGAUGAAAGAAUUGAAACUUUGACUGAAAAAGUGGCAAAGGGACAGUUUACCUUUUUGCAGCCCUGGUGGGAUGAAAUCAGUGACGGCGCAAAGAACUGUGUGAGUAAUUUAUUAACUGUUGAUCCAAAAAAGAGGUAUACUAUAGAUGAUCUCUUGCGGGAUCCUUGGAUGCAAACAAAACCUAAAAGUGCUGCCCAAGGAACAUCAGUGCUAAAUUUGAAUUCAACAUUGUUAAAUACCAAAGUUUCGCACCCUAUUCAGUCACAAAACCAGGGUACUUUAGCUGAUGACAGUGCCAGUGCUAUUGCUACCAGCGGUAACAAAUAUUCAAAGAAAUACAAAUCUCAAAAUUUCAACCAGGAUCUUUAUUCACCUGCAGCAGUGGCUUUGAGAGAUGCAUUUGAUAUUUCUACGGCGGUACAUCGUAUGGGAGAAGAAGCUGCGCUAUCCACCAAAUACUCUCAACAAGCAUACGGGGAUUUAAUUGAAGAAGAAGAAGAAGAAAAUGAAGAAGAUGUGACAGCAAGUGGUCGUGUCUUGCAUCAUCAUAAGAGAAGUCCUUCGUCACAAAAUAUCAGACAGCAGCAGCAGCAGCAGCAGAAGAAACACCAAGAUCCAAGAGUUCCUCGUUCUGUAGUGAAUAAAAAUGGGGAUUACCAUAUUAGGAAUAAUAAUGAAUUUGAUUUGAAUCUUGGCGCUGCAUCGAUUAUUGAAAGAAGGAAAAAUAAACAAAUACCUAUUCAAACUAGUUGA
Messenger RNA from Lodderomyces oxycetoniae, 1932 nucleotides. RefSeq names its product serine/threonine protein kinase (gene RCK2). Gene Ontology annotation, biological process: cellular response to oxidative stress; protein phosphorylation. The record is from RefSeq and is a predicted model, not a curated record. NCBI's taxonomy places the organism in Eukaryota, Fungi, Ascomycota, Pichiomycetes, Serinales, Debaryomycetaceae. Gene Ontology annotation, molecular function: ATP binding; calcium/calmodulin-dependent protein kinase activity. The transcript has a single exon. The coding region runs from base 1 to 1932 and encodes 643 amino acids.